Messenger RNA from Parasteatoda tepidariorum (common house spider), 1304 nucleotides. RefSeq lists its product as uncharacterized. The record is from RefSeq and is a predicted model, not a curated record. Gene Ontology annotation, molecular function: arylformamidase activity. NCBI's taxonomy places the organism in Eukaryota, Metazoa, Arthropoda, Arachnida, Araneae, Theridiidae.
GCUAAAAUAUUGUUCGAAAAUAAUUGUUAGCUGAAAAUUAAAAUCUUUCUCUAUUUUUAAAGAUUUACAGAAUUAAUAGAAAAUGUUAAAACUAGUUAUUUUGCUCUUUUUAUUUACUAGUGCAGUGUAUCUAUUUCCUCUUCAAAAGCGAAUGGUAGAUCUCUCUCACACAUAUGAUGAAAGAGCGAAUACGGAUCCUCGAAGUCUAGGAUAUAUGAUGACAAUUGACCGAAAAGACGAUUCACUGGGUCGCUGGUUGCAAUUUGAGGUUAUUUCUACCGGAACACAGCAAGGCACGCACAUGGAUGCACCAUCCCAUGUAAUUAAGGGAGGAUUUAAUAUUGACCAGUUACCAAUCGAAAAUUUCAUUGUACGUGCAACCGUCGUUGAUAUUUCAGCGAGAGUGGUAUCAGACCCUGACACUCAGUUCUUCAUUGAUGAUUUCAUGGAUUUCGAAAAGAAUACUGGAUGCAGUCUCGAUGAUACCUUUGUUCUUCUUCGUACCGGCUGGGACCAAAGAUGGGGAAGCAAUACUGACUACUUGGGUACAGAUGAUGGUGAUUUAACAAAACUACAUUUUCCAGGAUUGGAUUCCCUAGCUGCUCGCUGGUUAGUAGAAAGAAGGUCUAUCAAGGGAGUCGGCAUCGACACCUUCUCCAUUGAUGGCUCAUCGCCAUAUUUUUUAAGCCAUGCAAUACUCCUUGGAGAAAAUAAAUACGUUCUUGAGAACUUGAUGAAUAUUGGGCGAAUUCCCCGAUGUGGUGCUACUUUGUAUAUCAUGCCAAUGAAGUUGCGCGGAGCAAGUGGUGCGCCAACUCGGGUGAUUGCUUCUUAUAGUGAAGGAAUGGAAGCCGGAUGGAAUUUUAAACCUCGGGAGAUGGAAAGAGAUCACUUUUACACAGAAAUAUGGCCUCACUGGAAUUUUUCCUCUUGGGGGUGGACAAAAGACAUGUUUAAUGAGGAAAUGUGGCCUUAUUUCAAUUUUACAUCGGUUUGGUCAAAUGAUACUUUUGAUGAAGGAAUGUGGCCUAAUUGGAAUUUCACAACUUGGGGAUGGUCAAAGGAUGUGUUUAAUGAGGAAAUGUGGCCUGACUUCAAUUCUUCAUUUUGGGAAUGGGCAGAUGAUGAUAAACAGACUUGGUCAAAUUAGGGUUUUUAAUUUUAAGUGGGGUCAAAAGGUGAUGUUAGUCAAACAAUGCUGCCAGAAUGGGAUUUUUCAUUUUUAGAUUAAUAAAGAGAGUUAGUUUAUCUUUCUGAUGAAAUGAUGUCUAACCGAAAUUUUAUUUCUUGUUUUUUUUUAAUCU